This is a messenger RNA of Elgaria multicarinata webbii, 2892 nucleotides long. RefSeq names its product heat shock protein 90 alpha family class A member 1 (gene HSP90AA1). Gene Ontology annotation, cellular component: protein-containing complex; perinuclear region of cytoplasm; plasma membrane. The record is from RefSeq and is a predicted model, not a curated record. The transcript is spliced from 11 exons. Gene Ontology annotation, biological process: protein stabilization; protein folding; cellular response to heat. Lineage: Eukaryota; Metazoa; Chordata; Lepidosauria; Squamata; Anguidae. The coding region runs from base 91 to 2277 and encodes 728 amino acids. Gene Ontology annotation, molecular function: ATP-dependent protein folding chaperone; disordered domain specific binding; ATP hydrolysis activity.
GUGCCGCGCAGUGCAGUUGGUAAGGCGUCGGAAGGGGAGCUGGUAUCUCGGGUGCGCGGUCUCGUCGCUGGUUGACUUCACGCCGUCAAGAUGCCAGAGGAGGUACACACCCAAGAUCAGCCAAUGGAGGAAGACGUGGAGACCUUUGCCUUCCAGGCAGAAAUAGCUCAGUUGAUGUCCCUGAUCAUCAACACUUUCUAUUCCAACAAAGAAAUCUUUCUCAGGGAGUUGAUCUCUAACUCAUCUGACGCUUUGGAUAAAAUCCGAUAUGAGAGCUUGACUGAUCCAAGCAAGCUGGAUUCUGGAAAAGACCUGAAGAUCAAUCUUAUUCCUGACAAGCAUGAUCGUACUCUGACCAUUGUGGAUACUGGCAUUGGGAUGACCAAAGCUGACCUGGUGAAUAAUCUGGGUACCAUUGCCAAGUCUGGCACCAAAGCCUUCAUGGAGGCCUUGCAGGCUGGGGCAGAUAUCUCCAUGAUUGGUCAGUUUGGUGUUGGCUUCUACUCUGCGUAUUUGGUUGCUGAGAAGGUGACUGUGAUCACCAAGCACAAUGAUGAUGAGCAGUAUGCUUGGGAGUCGUCAGCUGGUGGAUCGUUCACUGUCAGACUGGACACUGGUGAGCCAUUAGGGCGUGGCACAAAGGUUAUCCUGCAUCUGAAGGAAGACCAGACUGAGUACUUGGAAGAAAGGCGAGUCAAGGAAAUAGUCAAGAAGCAUUCUCAGUUCAUUGGAUAUCCAAUAACACUCUUUGUGGAGAAGGAGCGUGAUAAAGAGGUGAGUGAUGAUGAAGCAGAAGAAAAGGAGGAAGAGAAGGAGGAAAAAGAAGAAAAAGCUGAAGAUAAGCCAGAGAUUGAGGAUGUUGGUUCUGAUGAGGAAGAGGAAAAGAAAGAUGAUGACAAGAAGAAGAAAAAGAAGAUCAAGGAGAAGUACAUUGACCAGGAAGAGCUCAACAAGACAAAGCCAAUUUGGACCCGGAACCCAGAUGACAUUACUAAUGAGGAAUAUGGAGAAUUCUACAAGAGCCUGACAAAUGACUGGGAAGACCACUUAGCAGUCAAACACUUCUCUGUGGAAGGGCAGCUAGAAUUUCGAGCACUCCUGUUUGUCCCAAGGCGUGCUCCUUUUGACUUGUUUGAAAACAGGAAAAAAAAGAAUAACAUUAAGCUGUAUGUGCGCAGAGUUUUUAUCAUGGACAACUGUGAAGAAUUAAUCCCUGAAUAUUUGAAUUUCAUGCGAGGUGUUGUUGAUUCAGAAGACUUGCCUCUAAAUAUCUCACGUGAAAUGCUACAGCAGAGCAAAAUUCUGAAAGUAAUCCGGAAGAACUUGGUCAAGAAAUGCUUAGAACUCUUUACUGAGUUAGCAGAAGAUAAAGAAAACUACAAGAAGUUCUAUGAGCAGUUUUCCAAAAACAUUAAGCUUGGCAUACAUGAGGAUUCACAGAAUCGCAAGAAACUUUCAGAGUUGUUGAGAUACUACACUUCUGCAUCUGGGGAUGAGAUGGUGUCAUUAAAGGAUUAUUGUACUCGGAUGAAGGACAAUCAGAAACAUGUGUAUUACAUCACAGGUGAAACCAAAGAUCAAGUAGCGAACUCUGCUUUUGUGGAGAGGCUUCGUAAACAUGGUCUGGAAGUGAUCUACAUGAUUGAGCCUAUUGAUGAAUAUUGUGUACAGCAGCUAAAGGAAUUUGAGGGGAAGACUCUGGUUUCAGUAACAAAAGAGGGUCUGGAGCUUCCUGAAGAUGAAGAGGAAAAAAAGAAACAGGAGGAGAAGAAAGCAAAAUUUGAAAGCCUCUGUAAGAUCAUGAAAGAUAUACUUGAAAAGAAAGUAGAAAAGGUUGUAGUUUCCAACCGACUGGUGACUUCUCCGUGCUGCAUUGUGACCAGUACAUAUGGCUGGACUGCUAACAUGGAGAGGAUUAUGAAGGCACAAGCACUCAGGGACAACUCAACAAUGGGCUAUAUGGCUGCCAAGAAGCAUUUGGAGAUAAAUCCGGACCAUUCUAUCAUUGAGACACUGAGGCAGAAGGCAGAAGCAGACAAGAAUGACAAGUCGGUGAAAGACCUGGUCAUUCUCCUGUAUGAGACUGCACUUCUGUCUUCAGGCUUCAGUCUAGAGGACCCUCAAACACAUGCCAACCGUAUCUAUAGAAUGAUCAAACUUGGUCUUGGCAUAGAUGAAGAUGAUACUGCUACAGAAGAAGCCAGCCCAGCAGUUACUGAAGAGAUGCCACCACUUGAAGGAGAUGAUGACACAUCUCGUAUGGAAGAAGUGGAUUAAAUGGCUGAUUACUUGAGAGAAAUUUGGAUAUUUCCUUUGCCCUUGGCUUUGAAUAAGUUAUAUUUUGUAUAUUAUGAAUGUUACCUGCCAAAAGUCUUGACACUUGUCUGCAUUCCCUCUUUAUAUUUAUUUUUGAAGAUGUUAUACCUUUAUUUUUGUUACAUUUGCUUUUUUUUUUGGUAAUGUGAGAUGCCAUUGAGGGAGUGUCCUUUCUUGAUGUAUAACACUGUACAAUCCAUACUGACAAGUAAGGAAUCUUGGUCGGUUAGUCGAUGGCAGGGUUUGAGAGUAGCUAUGGAUGGAAAAAGGGAGUAAGGGAAGUUCAACGUGUUCUGCAAAAAUGUUGCUGUUAAAUCUCUGAAGUUCUGAUAACUAAACAUCUAUAACAUACAAUGCCUAGUAACUAGGUAUUGGAACUGAAAAUAUUGGAAAUACUUGACACCUAAUUAAAAGUUCCAAGCCAUUGAUGUUUAGUCUUUUUUAUACUGUAAAAAGGAUUCUAAAUUCCACACUUAAAAUAGAAUAGAAUCUACUGUAAAUCUAUUGUGACUAAUGCAGUUUUGCAUGUACAGUUCUACUCUGGAAGUACAUAGAAAUAAAAGUGUUCUGAAUGAA